GUCAGUGUCCUCACUCUCUCUGUCAGUGUCCUCACUCUCUUUCCCAUCCCCUGUCCUCAGUCCCGAUCCCUUGUCCUCAGUUGUGGGCUGUCUCUCCCCCCCCACACCCCCGGAUUGUUUGCAGUGGGGCUCAGCCUCGACAUGUCCAAUCAGACGGUGUCCAACCCGGUGAUACCAUACACUGGAGCUAUCUUUGGUGGCCUGCUUCGUGGGCAAAUGGUAGCAGUGCAGGGAGUGAUACCCAAGAACUCUGAGAGAUUUCAAGUGGACUUUCAGUGUGGAAGCAGUGAGAAGCCUCGGGCCGAUGUAGCCUUGCACUUCAAUCCACGCUUCCGCAGAUCUGGCUGCGUGGUUUGUAACACUCUGGAGCACGAAAAAUGGGGUCGGGAAGAGAUAAAGUACGAGAUGCCAUUGAAGAAAGGAGAACCAUUUGAGAUAAUUUUCCUGGUCCUGGUUGACCGAUUCAAGGUUGCGGUGAAUGGAAAACAUUUCCUGGAGUACCAGCAUAGAAUAAGUGUGAAUAGAGUUGAUACACUUGGAAUUUAUGGUACCGUCCACAUUCAGAACAUUGCCUUCUUGGGCACUUCUGAGCAGGAAAACCCAUAUUCCAACCUACCUAUAAAGAGAGCUGAUGGUGACAAUAGUCAAGUGAAGAGAAUCAACAGCCCACUGAUGGUUCCUUACAUGGGUAAACUGAAGGAUGGACUAAGUUCUGGACGGAUAAUCACUAUUCAGGGCAGAGUUGAUAAGAAUCCAACCAAGAUUGCCAUCAACCUGCGAUUGAGUGAGUCUACAGACAUUCCGCUGCACCUGAAGCCUAACUUCAAAGAGAAAGCCUUUGUUCGAAACUCAUUCCUUCAUCAGUGUUGGGGUGAAGAGGAGCUAAAAAUAGAUUGCUUCCCAUUUAGCCCAAGUGCAUACUUUGAGGUUAUCAUUUAUUGUGGUGAAGACUGCUUCAAGGUUGCUGUCAACGGGGAGCACUUAUUGGAAUACAAAUACCGUUUUACCAACCUAAGUAAGAUUGAUACUUUGGAGAUAGAUGGUGAUGUCGAGCUGCUGGAUGUACAGACUUGGUAGGUGAACUGAGGCUGUGGUCUACAAUUGACAUUUGUGCAAAGCUAACACUAGGAGCAUAACCCUGUCACAAUUCUAUUUCUUUAUAGAAAGAUUGUAUCGCAAUCAUGCAGCAAAUUGUGUAUGGACUGUUGCUUGAUGUUUGAAGAUCGAGCGUGGCUUGUGUUUCUGGAGUUAUUUAUCUAAUUUGAAUUUCAGGAAAGGAAUUUAGAAGAUUGUUUAUAUUUCCAUAGAACCUCUUUCUUAUCCUUCUGUAAACCCACCUAUUUCAAAUAUAUAACCGACAUACAGUCCUUUAGUUAUAUUAUACAACUAGAAUUCAAUCCUUUAAAAAAUAUUAAUUUUGUAUUUAAUUGCACACGGUUGAUACUUACGCAAUGUCUUAAUAGCUAGCAUUUCAAAUGGCUGGAAUCUAUAUGAAAUUCCACGUUGAUCUCAAACCAAGAACCCCUGAAAAGAAUUUAUUUCCUUGCCUGCAAUAAAAUAAUUUUUAAAAAGUCACUUAUUCACUUUGUAUUUCUGACUUAACUUUCUUCAGCUGCUAAAGCUGUGGAAGACUGGGUUUUAAGCCCCUAUGCUAAAACCUGCAGUUUAAUGGCAAGUAUUGUGCAGGAUUUAACGAUAAUGUAUAUGAUGGCUUCCAUAAGUGUUCCAUAAAAAUGAAGUUAGAUAUAAAAGUUGAAUGUAAACUCAGUUGAGUACAUUUUUACUUUUUUGGGUAAUGAAUCCUUACGUUUACCCUAACAAUAUUCUCCAUAGCUUGUGUUUAGUUGUGCAAGGACUGGAACCCAGUUGCACUGAAUCGGUCUCAUAACGACAUGGUUUGGAAUGAAUACAUUAAAUAGAUCUAAAUUCUUGGCGACUAAGGAUUAUAUUCUCUAUUUAUUCUUCAGAAUUGAAUUAUGCUUUGUUUUUGAAAACUUGGUCUAAAGCUGUGAUGUAUCAAAUUUAAUACAGCAAUAAAAUUCCACUUCCAUUUUGUAUUGAU
This is a messenger RNA of Callorhinchus milii (elephant shark), 2062 nucleotides long. RefSeq names its product galectin 8a (gene lgals8a). The record is from RefSeq and is a predicted model, not a curated record. Bases 142 to 1077 code for a protein of 311 amino acids. The transcript has 9 exons. Gene Ontology annotation, molecular function: carbohydrate binding. NCBI's taxonomy places the organism in Eukaryota, Metazoa, Chordata, Chondrichthyes, Chimaeriformes, Callorhinchidae.